Messenger RNA from Aspergillus aculeatus ATCC 16872, 369 nucleotides. RefSeq lists its product as uncharacterized. Gene Ontology annotation, molecular function: nucleic acid binding. The record is from RefSeq and is a predicted model, not a curated record. The annotation marks the transcript as partial. NCBI's taxonomy places the organism in Eukaryota, Fungi, Ascomycota, Eurotiomycetes, Eurotiales, Aspergillaceae. The transcript has a single exon.
CUUAAAUAUUACUUUAUUUUAUUAAUAAUUAACCGACAAAUUAGUAAAUACAUCCUAUUAAUUUUUAAUAGCUAUAAAUUGCAUUUAAUAUCUAAAUUUAAUAAUUUAUAUUAUAUUAAUUAUAUUAUUUCUAUCUAUAUACCUCCUAGUUUAUUACAUUUCUGCCAGCCGUUAGAUAUCUUUUAUUUUAUAUUUCUUAAAAAAAUAUAUUACAGUUUGAUAGAACGCCUUGCACGUGCCCGAUAUUUAAAGAUUAAUAAAAACAAUUUUUUAAAGAAGUAUCCAAAAGCUUAUAUUAUAGUAUUUAAAAAAGCUAAUAUACAGAAUGCCUUUAAAAUUUCAGGCUUAGUUCUGUACGAUUUAAGCUAG